This is a messenger RNA of Olea europaea var. sylvestris, 1245 nucleotides long. RefSeq lists its product as uncharacterized. Bases 1 to 1245 code for a protein of 414 amino acids. The transcript has a single exon. NCBI's taxonomy places the organism in Eukaryota, Viridiplantae, Streptophyta, Magnoliopsida, Lamiales, Oleaceae. The record is from RefSeq and is a predicted model, not a curated record. Gene Ontology annotation, molecular function: zinc ion binding.
AUGGAGACUGUGAAAGUGGAUUGCAUGUAUGAGAUUUCAAAGCAUCAGUUCUACAGGACAAGAUCGAAAUGUGCAGAAGUUAUUAACGGGAUUGUAGCUGAGCAAUACAAAAUUUUAUGGGAUUACGAUGAGGAAUUGAAGAGAACAAAUUCAGGCAGUACAGCCCAAAUCGAAUGUUCGGGACAUACUUUUAAGAGAUUGUACAUCUGCAUAGGGGCCUGUAAGGAAGGGUUUAAGGCUGGGUGCAGGCCAGUUGUUGGGUUGGAUGGAUGCUUCCUAAAAUCUGCAGAAGGUGGACAGUUGUUGGCAGCUAUUGGCAUUGAUGGUGAGAAUUGUAUGUUCCCGUUAGUAUGGGCAGUUGUGGAUGCAGAGAACAAAACAAACUGGCAAUGGUUCAUAGAAUUGUUGGUUGAUGACAUAGGGAUGCACAACCCUCAAGCUUGGACAUUCAUAUCCGACAAACAAAAGGGUUUGGUGGAUUCCAUAAGUCAAUAUUGUGAAGGAGCGAAGCAUAGGUGUUGUGCUAGAUAUCUUUAUAGCAAUUUCACCUUGACACACAAAGGUCUGGUACUUAAGAACCUAUUUUGGACUGCAGCAAGGGCAACAACAGUGCCGGAGUGGAAGAGUGCAAUGAAUGAGUUAAAAGACAUGAGUGAAGAGGCUUACAACUGGUUCCUUGAAAAACCUCCUUCCCAGUGGACUAGAUCCCAUUUUGAAGAGCAUUCGAGAUGUGAUAUUCUUCUUAAUAAUUUGUGUGAGGCAUUCAACUCUUCCAUUGUUGUUGCCAGAGACAGGCCCAUCAUCUCCAUGCUAGAGAAAAUUCGGCAUCAGCAAAUGAUAAGGAUGAAUGCAAAAAGGGAAGCGGCAGAGAGGUGGGAUCAUGCAUUCGGGCCAAGAAUUGUGAAAAUCAUUGAGAAGGCUAAGUCUGAGGCAAGGUACUUGAAGGCAAACUAUGCAGGCAACCAGAAAUUUGAGAUAAGUAGCAGAGACGGUUUGAGGUGGAGCAUUGACUUGACAGAACAUGCAUGUGCUUGCAGAAAAUGGCAGCUCACUAGAAUACCAUGUCCCCAUGCAAUAUCAGGCAUGCUUUCAAGGGAUAUUGGCAUAUAUGAGUACAUCAACCCAUGGUAUAGCAAGGAGACAUGCCUGAAAUGUUACUCCCCAGUGAUCCACCCGAUGUCAGGGCCUGAACUGUGGCCGGAAUUGGGAAAGCAUCCUCUCACUCAACCUCAGAAGAGAAAAUAG